Molecule: messenger RNA, 2763 nt
Organism: Gregarina niphandrodes
Lineage: Eukaryota; Apicomplexa; Conoidasida; Eugregarinorida; Gregarinidae
Exons: 1
Coding region: 1-2763 (920 amino acids)
Source: RefSeq, a predicted model, not a curated record
AUGGGAGUGUUGUGGGCUUAUGAGGGGUUAUUCCAGGAGUGGAGGAGCUCUUGGCUUGGUCACCUCCACGGCAAGGGCAAGAUAUGUCGGCUGGGUGAGCUGGAUCUGUCCCGGUGGAGUGAGUUGAAUCAGGGCGGCACAGAGCCCGGAGUCCAGAGGUUGAUAGUGGAAAACGCCGUUCAUCUGAAGGGAAAUAUAGAUGCUACGUUGCUGGACGCCCGCUGCUCAGCAAAGGAAGCCAAGUGUCAGUUGUCUCAGAACCAAAAAACUCGGCUGAGGUAUGAGUGGGCUAAGAUUGUGCUGCAGGAGUUAUCUCACUGCAACGCAUCCCCCAUAUCCUACCUCAUUCAGACACAAGAGGAGUGGAUUGCAGUAGUUGAACUGAUUACAGCAGCCUUGAGUCUAGACGACGUCGUCGAGUCCGCCAAGAUUGGCUCCUGUAAGUGUUUUGAUACUGCUUCUGAAGACGAAAGCUGCGUGCUGGGGAGCUGCGUGCUGGGGAUGUUAAUGGCACUGUUUCAGUCAACCUACACUAAGCCGGCUCGCUGGAACGGGUCUUCGGUUUUGAUUCAGUGUCUAUCACGGCUGGACGAACACGCGCUCUCCCUUUCCGCACAGCGCCACGUCGAGAUUAUGGUCGGUGAGGCUGUUGCUCUCGUGGACAAGAAGGUUCGUCAAGAAUGGUUCACUCUCUCGUCCAGCAACUGGGUCCGAAGCCUCAUCGCAUACAACCAUUACAAACAGUGCAUUGCUUCACAAAAAAAAGGCUCUUAUGCCGUAGCGGAUACAUUCGCCAUGCUACUGCCCGAGUCGGCGUCUUCGACACCCGCGUCCGAGGGUGUGGAGAGGUAUGAGCUUGUGAUUGAAGUUUUACGACUAAUCUCUAUCAACGGCGGUUCGUCCAACAUUUCCUAUUGCCAAGAGAUACUGAAGUACGUGGAUCAGCAAUUGACUGACUUAAUGUCGGAAACAAGGACGAGUAACGCCUGUAUUAUAUACAACGGAGUUUUACUAGCGAACCAGCUGUGGCCUCGACAAUCGGCGGUUCAUGUGAAAAGUCUUAUACCUACCCUCCGAAGAGCCUGCGAAUUGGAACCGUUCCUUAUCUCUUCAUUCUCUCUCCAUGGUGUCCCAGCACUACUGGAGAUGAUUCCAGCAUGUCAUGACCUCUUUGCACGGACGACUGCCGGGAACCAUCUUUCAAAAUGUCCGGCUCCCAGUCCGGCUCCCAGUCCGGCUCCCAGUCCGGCUCCCAGUCCGGCUCCCAGUCCGGCUCCCAGUCCGGCUCCCAGUCCGGCUCCCAGUCCGGCUCCCAGUCCGGCUCCCAGUCCGGCUCCGAAUAGUCUAUUGAUGACUUGCAUAAAGUAUGCCAAACGUGUGACACCGGGUGAGGCAACACAGGUUGUCCUUUACGGUGAGACUGAGGUGAAGAAGCGGGGCAUCCGAGGCCUGUCCUGGGCAGCCCUCCUGUUGGCGUACGCCGAAGGAUCAAAGACCACCUUUUCGUCUGACUUCCUCAAGAUCCUGAGUCGAGAAAUUACGAAACUGGGGAUUGCGAAAGUGGGAACAACAGGCCGUCUAGAGUCCGUCGUGAACAACGAUUACUCGGAUUUUAUCAGCCUGUGGAUUGCUGCCUGUGGUCGACACUUGAACAAGGCUUUUAGGAACACUGACAUUGUCAUUCCGCUUAAGCCAGAGACCCCGGUUGCUCUGGAUAUUAAGUGUGGUGAUAAGGACCUGAUCAAAACGAUCAAGGAAGGGUGCAAAGCCUGGAAGUGCAGUAAUACUAAGUUGUUGCAAAGACGGCUGAAAAAUUCGAAAAAUUCGAAAUUAAAAGAUUUCAAGCCGGUAUUCGAUGCACCUGUGAAGCUAGCCAAAGACACGAAGUCUGCGGUGCUGGCGGGAGCCCAGGGUGUGGCAGGUACGCGCAAUGUGAUCUCGAGUAUUAUUGCGUCAUACGGGGACGUUGACGGUUGGAGCUUGUCGGAGCUGACUAGUGCCAUGUACGAAUUGGACGGGCUGGUGUCUCUUUUAUUCAACGCACUCCAGAGAGCAGGUCCAGAGCCGGACGAAGGAGAUGCACAACUAGGUAACAUGCCGCACGCAGGUCAGGUGGAAGACAAUGAUGUAGUCGACGAAGAAUUGGAGUACGGAUCUCGGGCUAAUGCUAAGACUGAGUCGUUCGAGCCAGCCACCGUCGAAUGCUUGCGCGGGAUGCUUGUUCUUUACUGUCGGUGCCUUUCGAGACUCGGUUCCCUUUGCUACGCUUUAACUGCCAGCAGAACAACAAACCAUACUGGUUCUAGUGCCCGGGACGCGAAGGAAUAUUCUGUAGUUGCGCUGCCUCUGCGCCUCGUUACUUUGACCUGCAAUCCGCCGGUCAUGACACCCGGCACCCUAUCAAGACGGUGGUUCCAUGGCGUGGUGUGUCCCCUAACUGGUUUGAUCACCUAUAUAAUUACGGCGAGCACUCGUUUUCUUUCUGACCCCGAUGCCUCGUUAGAAUGCAAGUUGCACUGUGUACAGCCUCUCGCGCGUUUUAUCAACUACGUCAUCAACCGAUGGACCCACGUCCGGCUCCCUCUGAAGCCUUUGCACCCCGCUAUACAGAACAUCCAGGAAGCGAAUGCGCUGGUCAAGCAGCAGCUGGAAGGCUACGAAGUGAUGGACGUGACCGGAAAUAUGGAGCAGCAGGAGAUCGACCGAGAAAUCGCUGGCUACAUUCGGCUGGCUCUGCAGAAAAUUGAGAGCGUCAAGACGUAA